Molecule: messenger RNA, 1707 nt
Organism: Talaromyces rugulosus
Lineage: Eukaryota; Fungi; Ascomycota; Eurotiomycetes; Eurotiales; Trichocomaceae
Exons: 5
Coding region: 1-1707 (568 amino acids)
Source: RefSeq, a predicted model, not a curated record
AUGGCACAGUAUCAACACUAUAUCCCUCAGUUUCUCCUGCGCAACUUUUCCCAUCCAUACAAGCCAUCAAAAGAAAAAUGGCCCAAUAUCAGGGGUAGAUCUCGCGCCGAGAAAGGCAAGCACAGAGACGACAAGGUGCUCAAUAUCGUGGACCUCACCUCCGAUGAGCCGCGGUUGCUCGAGUCACCGGUAUCUCGUUGGUUCGGCCAGAACGACAUGUAUAAAGAUUUCGCAGAUGUCAUCAAAAGCAAGAAGGACGUAGAACAAGAACUUUCUAAACUUGAAUCUCGGGUAGCUGUCAUACUUCAGAAGGUUAAGAAGGCCCUUGAGGCUAGUGAACCCGGGAUAUGGCUCACGCGGGUGGAGAGAAACAUGCUCCGAAAGUUUCUCUUUGUCAUGAAGGUCUACAUGGCCGACAAAGGAAUGACGAGGCCCAGGGAUGUAUGGCUGCACAACCUCCGCACUAUCCUGGAUCUCGAUAUGGACGCCGAGGGAAACUGGAUUACCAAGCUCCCGGAAAUCAUGUUCCCUGCAGACGCACAAAUGUUUAUCUUUCAUGUCCAAUCAUCCUACAUGGCUUUCUGCACACCUGCUGAUAAACACAACGAGUUCAUUCUCACAGAUCAAUGCUACAACCUCUUCGAGGGGCCGAUUAAUGACACCUUUUGUGCCAAAUCGGGCGAUUGUCUAUUACCUGAGCCACUAGAGGAUUCCGACCCUAAGAGUCGGAAGAUACGUCAGAAAAUGCACAAUGUAGCAGCAGCGCAGUUUCCGAACCCAGAGAAUAUCAAGUCCAUCCUUUCCGAUCUGCCAGUGGCGAAAGCUAAAAACUCUUAUACGAGAGUCGUCAACGGCAAACUAGAACUUGCGCCAGGCGCGUCGAGAUCACCUCGACACAAUGACAAAUUUUGCUUUCAGUUUUGGCCAAUUUCUACAAAUCAUGUGGAUACGAUCAACUCUAUCUUUCUGGAUAAUCUUUUGCAGUGUAAGAGCGUUGUUUUCAGCUCAAAAGCCACUUUUAAACGAACACUGGAGGUUUAUAUGACCGCGUCCGCCCGCGACUUCAAGAAGGUCGGGAUUGCGGAGCGAGGGGCUCGAAUUGACCGUCUCACCUGUCUAAAGAUGUUGUCCACUGUGCUCAAGAUUCUCGGGUCAAAGAGCGUACCUAUCUGGUUUGAUAAAGACGAGGAAGCAAUCAAGCCAUUUGUUCAGUCUUUCGACGAUGUUUGGUUGGAGAUGAUGAAGAAGUUGUUUGAAGAUGGUGAUGAGCCCUUAGAAUCCGAAACUGCGCCGUUCUGGCAAGCAUACUACUCACUAGGCGGGUCCAGAAGGUUGUUUGUCAAGGACUUGGACCAGUCAUGGAGACUCUACAAGCUCCAAGCGCUGGUCUAUACGUUGACCAUAAAUCUUGACAAUUGUCUCAGGCGAAAAGCCAGAAUGAACGUUCGAGAACUUAUUCUUCAGAAUCACCCUAGACGUGUUUGGUUGUACGUGAAGCACCGAAGAUGGAUGCUCUCGAAUGAAUAUGCGAUGCACCAGGAGACAUACGUUGGCAGUGCCCCUCUAUUAUCCGCGAAGACGAGAGCACUGUUCAGAGCGGAGCGAGAGGAUGAGGUCGUGAAGGAUAAGCUCAACAUUGGUCAACGGUAUCUGUCUAACCUUAUCGAUGUGGCCGGAAUGUUUUCAAUAAUAGACGAGGAAUUAUAA